Molecule: messenger RNA, 714 nt
Organism: Castor canadensis (American beaver)
Lineage: Eukaryota; Metazoa; Chordata; Mammalia; Rodentia; Castoridae
Source: RefSeq, a predicted model, not a curated record
AGCCCGUCUGGUUUUACUGCUUCACCUCCUGAAGGAAAUGAUUCCUCCAAUACUGUUCCUCAGCAGAUGGCUGCCCACAUACUGCGUUCUAGAAGCCUACCAACAUUUCCUACCUCUUCAUCACUAAUGCAGCCACGAAAACUGACUAGAAGUCUGGACUGUAGUAUUGACAAGUUAGAAAACACUGUAGAGCCUUACCUUGCUACCCAGCCAGAGAAACAGAAUCCUUUGGGGAGUUUUAUCACGCUAAAAACUGGCAAAGAGGAUGCGUUCAUCAGUAGCUGUGAGUCUGCAAAAACUGCGUGUGAAGAGGAAGCUGUUCUCAUGGCCCAAGCUUCUGUCAGUGGUGUCCCCAAAGGAACCCUGGGGUUUCCCGUGGCCAAAGUAGAUCAUCAAGACUUGGGAACAGAACCCAGAUCAGAUGAUGACAGUCCUGGCAACGAGUUCUGUCCCCGCCGACCUGAUAACCUGAAGGGGCUGGCCUCCAUCCAGCAAAGCCACAGCAUGAUUGCAAGUCUUGGGCUAGCUUUUCCUUCGCAGAACGGGUCUGCAGCCGUCGGCCGGUGGCCGAGUCUUGUUGAUAGGAACACUGAUGUUUGGGAAAACUUUGCCUUUUCUCUUGGCUAUGAGCCAAACUACAACCGAACUGCAAGUGCUCACAGUGCAACUGAAGAAUGCUUGGUACCUAUAUGCUGUGGAUUAUAUGAACUUUAA